AUGUUGGGGAAAUGCCUUGUCCGUCAAACAUUCCGGUCCUGGUCUGGAUAUAGCCAUUUAAGACGCAGAUUCUGUACAGAUAAUACACGAAUGGUCAUACCAAUGAACUGCCUUGUACUUCAUCCAGUGAUGAGGCCUAACAAGGGCCCAGAGCUGGAACUCAACUUUGCGGAAGAAGCUAUUGGCUUAGCCAAAUCCUUAGGCUGGAACGUCGUUCCAGGCCCUGGCUGGAAACAAGAAUACACUGAUAAAAUCCAAGAAGAAUAUGGCUCUGAAGAAGAGCAACUUUCAGAAGAGACUUAUGGAAGCGAUUAUGACUCUGAUGGUUAUGUCAAGCCAGAAAGAGCCAACAAAGUCUUUAAGAAUGGAGACUAUGUCUACACAGCCACAGCCCAGGGCGUUUUCUGGGAAGAUGGUAUUAUUACUGAUCCUCAUGAAGAGGAAUUUGAUCUCUAUGAUGAAUGGAAAAACAAGCUAGUUAGAGAUUCUAUGGCCAAGAGUAUUCUAAUCAAUGUGAAGAAAGUGUCUUCUUCUCUUUUCUUCACUAGAGGUAAACUUAAUGAUCUUGGGCAGUAUAUCAAGAGCCAAGAUGUAGAGGUCGUCUACGUCAACACAAUGUUAACACCAAUCCAGCAGAAGAAAUUGGAAAAGAGAUUUAAUGAUUUCUUACAAGACCGAGAGGAAAGACUUCGCAGGUACUAUAUUCGUUCAGCUAAUAAAAGCGUGAAUGAGCCUACCGAUAUCGACUCUGACUCUGGUUAUGUAACUGGCGAACCUGAAAGAGUUAAUGAAAAUGAGACGAUUCGAGUCAUCGACCGCUUUGGAAUAAUCCUAAUGAUAUUCGCCAACAGAGCUAGGUCAAACAUAUCCAAACUCCAGAUCGAACUUGCAUGGCUGGAUUAUGCUAGAUUGAACCUCUCAAGAGGAUCGGGCCCAACAUUUGGAAGAAUAGGCCAUCUUUUCAAAGAAGACCUCUCUUUGAAUGAAUCCACCGAGGUUGAAAUUAAGAGUUAUAGAGGAAGAGGGCAUUCAGGAACAGGGGCCGUUCAAGGUGGAGGUGAGAAACAAAUUGAGUUAGAAAGACGUAAAAUAAAUGACAGAAAAGCUGAAAUCAAGCGUAAGAUAGCAAAAGCCUUCCAAGGUAGAACUGAUAGCAGAAUGUCUAGACAAAAACGGACCAAGAACAUCCCCCUGAUCGCCCUUGUAGGGUACACAAAUGUUGGUAAAACAACACUGAUGAACAGGAUGACAUCAGAGAGUCUUGGGGUUGAAGACCAGUUGUUCCAUACACUAACCACAACUGUGAGAAAAUGAUACUUGACUGGAAAUCAGAAGGCUGAUCUUAUUGACACAAUUGGGUUUAUCUCCCAUCUGCCACAUACACUGGUAGAUAGUUUUAAAUCCACGCUUGAAGAGAUCCUCUAUGCUGAUAUUCUGAUCCAUGUGCGGGACAUUUCCCAUCCAAGUACGGACUUCCAGAAAGAGACUGUGCUCAGGAUCCUUGAAGAAAUCGGCACAAGCCCAAAGCUAAUGAAUGAAGGUUAUAUUGAAGUCUGGAAUAAGCUUGACUUGUUAUCAGAUGAGCAGAUUGAGAAUGAGAUUUUCCCUAAAUUAGAAAACACUGAAUACCCUAUUAUCCCUAUGAGUGCUCUUAAUGACCCGAAUAGGGAUGAAUUGAUAGGAAACCUCACUGAAAAGAUAAACCAGAUCUAUGGUUUAAGGAAGUACCAGCUUGAGUAUCACUUUAGUGAACAUGACAAGCGGAGAGAGUGGCUGCUCAAAUACGCAAAUGUGCCUGACUUGCAUAAUUUUGAAUACAAGGGUGACAAUAUCUGUGUCACUGUCCAUAUCGAUGAUGUCGUAUACCAACAGUACAUGAAGACCUUUGAGAGGCAGAAAUUCGACCAGAUGAGGCAAGGGCAGAGUAAGCUCAAAGCACCAGAGGGGUGGUAGUUAAGUAAAGCAGGUUUAAAGUCAAUUUUGG
Molecule: messenger RNA, 1984 nt
Organism: Moneuplotes crassus
Lineage: Eukaryota; Ciliophora; Spirotrichea; Euplotida; Euplotidae
Source: the annotation of a GenBank genome assembly